Molecule: messenger RNA, 616 nt
Organism: Jaculus jaculus (lesser Egyptian jerboa)
Lineage: Eukaryota; Metazoa; Chordata; Mammalia; Rodentia; Dipodidae
Gene: Phpt1
Product: phosphohistidine phosphatase 1
Exons: 3
Coding region: 79-456 (125 amino acids)
Biological process (GO): peptidyl-histidine dephosphorylation
Cellular component (GO): cytosol
Molecular function (GO): protein histidine phosphatase activity
Source: RefSeq, a predicted model, not a curated record
CCCGCCUCCCGCACGUGGCCCAGCCUCAGUUGGGUCGGGUAGGGGGCUGCAGGACUCGGGCGGUGUGCUUCGGAGACCAUGGCGACGGCCGACCUCACUCAGAUUCCCGAUGUGGACAUCGAUUCGGAUGGCGUCUUCAAGUAUGUGCUGAUUCGAGUCCACCCAGCGCCGCCCUCCGGGACUUCCGCCGAGGAAUGCAAGGAAAUCGUGCGCGGCUACAAAUGGGCCGAGUACCACGCGGACAUCUAUGACAAAGUAUCAGGCGAGCUGCAGAAGAAAGGCUAUGACUGUGAGUGCCUGGGCGGCGGGCGCAUCUCCCACCAGAGCCAGGACAGGAAGAUCCACGUGUACGGCUACUCCAUGGGUUAUGGUCGUGCCCAGCACUCUGUUUCAACUGAGAAGAUCAAAGCCAAGUAUCCUGAUUACGAGGUCACCUGGGCAGACGAUGGCUACUGAGGUCUUGUGCUCAGAAGCUAAGCGGGACUGUUCUCUUGCUGGGGUUACUGCUGAAGAGCUGACCCUGUGAUCUCCUGUACUCCCAGCAACACGCCACGUGCCAGGUCUCAGAAGCCAGAGGACCUGGCCCACAGGAAUUAAAGCAUUGUUGUCCCUGCCA